AUGAACAAGUUACAUCAGGGAGAAGUAAAAAAUUCGGCGCAGAAGAUUUUUACGAGGCCACCACGAAAGAGUAGAAAGAACGAAUUUUACGAGAAUAUCAUCGUCCAUUUCGAUCUCAAAGGAGCACCUCCACGGGUUCCAUAUUUCAUGGAAUUGCUCAAUCUUGUCGCACGAGCUGGAGCUACAGGUCGGCUACAAGUCGCAAGAAGUACUGAUGCAUAUUCACUCGAUGAUGUACGAGCUAUACUCUCGAAAGCGAAGAGCCUAAAUCUCGAUAUAAUCCCUCUAGUGCAAACGUUUGGUCAUUUGGAGUGGUUUCUAAAAUUGGAAGAGUUUCGAAAGUACAGGGAGAAUGAUGCUUAUCCUCAGGUACUUUGCUUGGGCGAUCAAGAAGGUGUUGCCAUAGUCAAAGAUGCUCUAAAGCAAGUGAUAGAUGUUCAUAAAGAGUUUGGCAUCAAAUAUUUCCAUAUCGGGGCGGAUGAGGCAUUCGAGGUACCAGCUUUGCAUCUCUGCGAAAUCUUUUUCGAGUCAUUCUCGACG
Molecule: messenger RNA, 540 nt
Organism: Cylicostephanus goldi
Lineage: Eukaryota; Metazoa; Nematoda; Chromadorea; Rhabditida; Strongylidae
Source: the annotation of a GenBank genome assembly